This is a messenger RNA of Hyaloscypha bicolor E, 1206 nucleotides long. Its product is annotated as TPT-domain-containing protein. Gene Ontology annotation, molecular function: antiporter activity. Bases 1 to 1206 code for a protein of 401 amino acids. Gene Ontology annotation, cellular component: Golgi apparatus; endosome; trans-Golgi network. The record is from RefSeq and is a predicted model, not a curated record. The transcript is spliced from 5 exons. Lineage: Eukaryota; Fungi; Ascomycota; Leotiomycetes; Helotiales; Hyaloscyphaceae.
AUGUUGCCAACCGUGGAGAACGAAAAGCCGAAACUGCAGGAACCCGCCAUACCAGUCAUCAUCUGGAUUUACAUCUCCUGUUGGAUAGUCUUGAGCUCUGUCGCCAUUCUUUUCAACAAGUAUUUGCUGGACGAUCUUGCUUUUCACUACCCUGCAAUCCUGACAUGUUGGCAUCUAUUCUUUUCAACUGUGAUGACCCAGAUCCUGGCAAGAACUUCCACUGCUCUCGAUAGCAGAAAAACGGUUAGAAUGACUCCCCGAAUCUACCUUCGGGCCAUCGUCCCAAUCGGAGUUCUCUUCAGCGCUAGCUUGGUCUGCAGCAACCAAAGCUACCUCUAUCUCAGCGUAGCAUUCAUUCAAAUGCUCAAGGCCAGCGCCCCCGUAGCCGUCCUCCUAACCUCGUGGGCGUUCGGCGUUGCCUCCCCCAAACUACGCGUCCUCCUCAAUGUCCUCUUCAUCGUCUUCGGCGUGACCCUCGCCUCAUUUGGCGAGAUUAAGUUCGUCUGGCUCGGCUUCUUCUUCCAAGCCGGCGGGAUCUUUGCCGAAGCCAUGCGCGUGGUUUUGAUCCAGAUGCUGCUCUCAUCCGCAGGACAGAACAUGGACCCGCUCAUCUCGCUCUACUACUUCGCGCCCGUGUGCACGGUAAUGAACUUCCUAGUCGCCCUAGCCACGGAAUUCCCCUCCUUCCACCUCUCCUCAAUCUCCCGCGUUGGCCUCUUCACCCUCUUCCUAAACGCCAUCCUCGCAUUCCUGCUCAACGCAUCCUCGGUCUUCUUGAUCGGCAAGACGAGCGGAUUAGUAAUGACUCUUUGCGGCGUGCUGAAGAAUAUCCUCCUUGUGCUUGCCUCAGUCUUGCUUUGGGGGACGGUGAUAUUGCGGAUCCAAGCACUGGGGUAUACGAUCGCUGUGGCUGGGCUAAUCUACUACAGCGUCGGCUACGACGGCAUCCUGGCGUUUUAUGCUUCUACUUCCAAAUUCGGGAAGCAGAUUUGGGAAGGUGAGGCACCGGAGAAGAAGUUUGAAACUGCGAGCACGACGAGAAAGAGGCGAGGGAUUGCAAGGAAAGUAAUAAUCAUCGGCGUUUUUACGCUCUGUGUGGUGGGAUUGAUUGUUGGAAUGAUGGUCAGGAGUGGACAGGCGCAGUAUGGAGAGGAGUUGAGGAAGGCGACGCGAAGGAAGGGGUGGCUUGAUUUAAAGGGGCCAUGA